AGCCUUGCCUUCUCCUGCCAGUCUCCUUCGUUCUUCUUCGUAGCCUCAUUCCACCUCCCACUUCGACACACUUCCGCCCAAUAUGGAAUCCAAGCAAAAGGACGUCCUAUCCUCUCCACUAAACCCAGCCCACUACUUCGCCUACGCCUCGGCUGCCUAUCUCUUUUCCCUCUCUCUCCCUCUUCUCCUCUUUCCCCGAGUCCUCCUCCUUUUGAGCACUCCUCGAGGAGCAGCAGGACAGGCUACUAGUGAGACGGGAAAUGCAGCGCAGAACUCUGUUAGUGCAUUGGGACCAGAGUUGACGCCGAUUGAGAGGUUUGCAAGUUAUGCUUGGGGCAUGACAAUGAUUACGCUGGCUGUUACUGCUAUCGUGCAAACUGGUGCAAUCCCCCUUACCUCUGCGCCUAUCGCCCCCCGAGCGGACUCUGGUGCACCCGCAACCCGUUUCCCCUCUGUUCUCGUCCUCGUCCUCUACUUCUUAUCCAUGGCCCUCGUCUCCUACGCCUCGGCCGGCAGCGCCUCUACAGCCGUCGAAGCCCAGUCUGCCGGUGAACUCGGUCUGGGUACCUUUGCCUACUUUAUCGCUGUCCCUUCGGCCUUGUUGGCCUUUUGGGGAACAGGUGCAUUGAUGUUUGGUGAUGACUUGACGAGGAACAGGAAGAAGGCAGGUGACAGUAGUGCAAAGGAUUCGGCGGCUAGCUCAUUCCCAUUCAAGAACGCUUACGCCGAGGGUGAGAAGAACAAGUAACAAAGCCAAGGGGAAAACAAGGAUUUGUAUGUGGUUGGGCAAGUGCAGUAGGGAUCAGCCCAGUAGGACGCAGACUGCUCUCAUGUAGCUCAACAG
Messenger RNA from Microstroma glucosiphilum, 844 nucleotides. RefSeq lists its product as hypothetical. Bases 83 to 748 code for a protein of 221 amino acids. The record is from RefSeq and is a predicted model, not a curated record. The transcript has 3 exons. Lineage: Eukaryota; Fungi; Basidiomycota; Exobasidiomycetes; Microstromatales; Microstromataceae.